AUGGAGGACACUCUACCGGGUCCAGUGGAUAACGCCGGCAUUACAUUCGGCAUUACAUUCGGCAUUACAUUCGGCAUUACAUUCGGCAUUACAUUCGGCAUUACAUUCGGCAUUACAUUCGGCAUUACAUUCGGCAUUACAUUCGGCAUUACAUUCGGCAUUACAUUCGGCAUUACAUUCGGCAUUACAUUCGGCAUUACAUUCGGCAUUACAUUCGGCAUUACAUUCGGCAUUACAUUCGGCAUUACAUUCGGCAUUACAUUCGGCAUUACAUUCGGCAUUACAUUCGGCAUUACAUUCGGCAUUACAUUCGGCAUUACAUUCGGCAUUACAUUCGGCAUUACAUUCGGCAUUACAUUCGGCAUUACAUUCGGCAUUACAUUCGGCAUUACAUUCGGCAUUACAUUCGGCAUUACAUUCGGCAUUACAUUCGGCAUUACAUUCGGCAUUACAUUCGGCAUUACAUUCGGCAUUACAUUCGGCAUUACAUUCGGCAUUACAUUCGGCAUUACAUUCGGCAUUACAUUCGGCAUUACAUUCGGCAUUACAUUCGGCAUUACAUUCGGCAUUACAUUCGGCAUUACAUUCGGCAUUACAUUCGGCAUUACAUUCGGCAUUACAUUCGGCAUUACAUUCGGCAUUACAUUCGACAUUACAUUCGGCAUUACAUUCGACAUUACAUUCGGCAUUAUGAGACUAUCCGAGCAUCGGGGCAUUAUCAGUGAUUAUGGAGCAUUAGAAAGGAAGAAAAUGAGCAUUUUGUGA
Sycon ciliatum is the source of this 765-nucleotide messenger RNA. RefSeq lists its product as uncharacterized. The coding region runs from base 1 to 765 and encodes 254 amino acids. The record is from RefSeq and is a predicted model, not a curated record. Lineage: Eukaryota; Metazoa; Porifera; Calcarea; Leucosolenida; Sycettidae. The transcript has 2 exons.